AUGGUUGCGCCAGCUGUUCCCGAGAUCUACGAGGAGGAUGAGCUAUUCGCCGCCGUCGAUGCGCGCUCCGAGUCGCUACAGAAUCUGAGGGAGCUUGGCCCCCCGGACUUGGUUUACCUGGUCAAGCAGCCCAAGACUGGGUCAACUCGACAGACCGGGGUUUAUCACCAUGUCACCGGAAUCGAUGCCUCCUCCUCCGCUAGCUUGGCGGCCUACGUGAAUACGCUCACCUUUUCGCCGCUUGACAAAACAAAUAAAGUGGUUUCCGGAGUUUACUGUUGCUACAAUGCGUUUUCCCACCUUGAUAUGCGCGUUGAAGUUAAGAUUCCCGGCAGCCUAGAGAGCUAUUGCAUCGACGAGCGCGGAGACAAGCGGGUUGCGACCGAGGCAUUAUGGCUCGAGACAUUUCUGUGCGGGGUGCUGAGAGCCUAUUCAUACGCAGACGAUGGUAGCGGAGAUGCUAUCAGGAAGAUCGUGGGUGUUCGUCGAUUCAAUCCGGUCACAAAUACAGAGAUGGAGCACCGGUUUCUCGACGCUGCUGAGCGGCUGUUCUUCAUGGGGAGACAACUGAGCUCCGACCCCGAAACUCAGGUCCCCAAUACCGUCACCAACCACCUCACCUCGGGUUUGCUCAAAUACAUUCACACCACCGGACGUUAUACUUCUGGAAUCAACUUGUUCGAGAAACUCCGCACGAAGGAUGUAGAGGUCUCGUCUCUACUUGCUAAGGUUCUCAGAAUGGCGGAUGAAGAGGUCCGGGCCGUGCGACUGAUGUUCGAUGCCUUGCAAGACGUCCCUAUGGACUACGCGUUGCUUGAUUGUCAGGCCGAUUUCUGCUCCAGCAAGGGCGAAGGCGAAAUGGCCUUGGAGUGUGCGAAGCGGGCUGUGACGGCUGCUCCCAGUGAAUUUAGCACCUGGGCGCGGCUUGCAGAGGUAUAUGUGAACCUCGAGCAGUGGGAUCUGGCGCUGCUCACCCUCAACUCCUGCCCAAUGUUCACGUACCAAGACAAAGACACCCCCCGCAUGCCCCAGCCCUCUCGCAUCAUGCUCCCUAUCCUAGCCGAAAGUAUGUUGGACGAGAUCGAUGAAGGUCAACCGCGACAGGGCGACCCACACGACUAUGUGCACCCAUCGUUGCGGCGACUACACGCAGCCACGUAUCAGGGAACAUUUUUAAAGGCCUACAACCUGUUGACGAAGAUCGCCGCGGCGAUUGGUUGGGACCAACUACUCAAGGUCCGCAGCGAGGUCUUCGUCAUGGAGGAGGAGUACCGCACUGAACGCCAGCAGUCGACAUCCAAGCACUCGAUCCACACGAUCCCCGAAACCAACGGGGAUCACGAGCAUGAGAGUGGCCACAGCAGUCAGGACGACAGCUCCGAUGAACCAGCCACCAAUGGCGAUGACGGCCCACAAGGCGGAGAUGCAAUCGAGCGACCAGAGCAGACCAUGGCAUCGGAAGCUGCCAAGUCUGGCAGCGAGCCUGUAAGUAGAAUGAAUCCCUACCUAUCUCCAUGUCGGAUUUUAUUUCCCCCUAUACUAAACGUGAUCAUCACCCAGUCCGAUCCAUCGCAUUCCUCUUACACACAGUUCCGGAACAAACGCCUGUGCGAGAGAUGGCUAGACAACCUGUUCAUGGUCCUGUACGAGGAUCUGCGCAUCUACACCAUCUGGCGAACCGAGGUCGCCCAGUACCGGCAGCAAGCCAUGGAAUACAAGAAGUCAGCCACGGAGUGGGAGAUCCUGGGCGAGCUCGCCGAGCGCCUGCACCACUUCGAAGAAGGCAUUGAAGCGUACCAGAACUGUCUAUCGAUCCGGUUCUCGCCCAAGGCCAUGCGCGGCCUUCUCAAGCUAUACGAGCAACAAAACGACACCCGCAGCAUGCUCGGCGCACUGAUCCGUCUGAUCGCCUGGCAGUACCGCUGGUACUCCGAGUUCUCCCCCGAACUCCUAUUCAUGAUCCGCAAACUCAUCGAAGACGAAGGCGCCGUCAAAGUCCGCAGCAUCGUCCAGGCCACGAACCUCCCGCAGACCGUCCUCGACCUCACGCACCAAUACUGUCAAUUGUGCGCCACAUUCCGCAGCAGCGGCAGCGAUGGUUAA
This is a messenger RNA of Aspergillus ochraceoroseus IBT 24754, 2103 nucleotides long. Its product is annotated as ChAPs family protein. The transcript has 7 exons. Gene Ontology annotation, molecular function: protein binding. Gene Ontology annotation, biological process: Golgi to plasma membrane transport. The coding region runs from base 1 to 2103 and encodes 700 amino acids. Lineage: Eukaryota; Fungi; Ascomycota; Eurotiomycetes; Eurotiales; Aspergillaceae. The record is from RefSeq and is a predicted model, not a curated record. Gene Ontology annotation, cellular component: exomer complex.